AUGGAUAUCUCAAUUUCUCUUCAACAUUUUAAGGUGAAUAAUAAUAAUUUUGGCGGUGAGAUUCCUUUUUCCUUGCAAAAUUGCACUGAUUUGAUCAUACUUAAUCUUGGACACAACACAUUCACUGGAAACAUACCUUUAUGGCUUGGAUCAAAAGUAUCAGGAUUGAUAGUGUUACAACUGCGAUCCAACCUUUUAAGUGGGCAUAUCCCUCACCAUUUCUGCAAUCUUGUUAGCCUUCGCGUCCUAGACCUUUCUCACAACAACUUUUCAGGGACCAUUCCCAAGUGUCUGAAAAAUAUGACUACUCUAGUCGAAGUUAAAGGUGUAAUCAUGGGUUUCCCGGGCUUUGAUACAUAUAAUGGACAAAUAACAAUAACGUCAAAAGGGGAAGAGCUCGAAUAUAGAGAUGACCAGUUAGCCUCGUGGGGAAACUUGAUUGAUCUUCCGUUUGAAGGUGAAAUCCCUGAACAAGUAGGCAGUCUGGUUGGAUUGAAUACAUUGAACUUGUCGAUGAAUCGAUUAACUGGAGAGAUUCCUUCAAGCAUCGGAAAAUUACGUUGGCUUGAAACUCUUGAUCUCUCACACAACCAGCUUUCAGGACAUAUCCCUCAAAACUUUUCUUCUUUAACCUUCAUAUCUCACUUGAACUUAUCUUACAACAACUUGAUUGGAAAUAUACCUUUGGGAAACCAACUCCAAACCCUCGAUGAUCCAUCUAUUUAUGAAGGCAAUCUGUUAUUGUGUGGGGCUCCUCUUUCGACUGUUUGCCCUGGAGAUGAUACACAUUCAAGACAGAGUUUUACUUUGGAAGAUCAUAGUAAAGAUGAUAGCGAAAUGUUUUGGUUUUACGUUGGCAUGGCACUUGGUUUCAUUAUAGGCUUUUGGGCUGUUUGUGGAACAUUGGUCCUAAAGAAGUCAUGGAGGUAUGCAUAUUUUAAAUUCUUUGACAACGUGAAAGGGAAAGUAGCCUUAAUAAUUGCACUGAAAGUAGCUCGUUGGCAAGGGAGAUUAUGA
Molecule: messenger RNA, 1017 nt
Organism: Prunus dulcis (almond)
Lineage: Eukaryota; Viridiplantae; Streptophyta; Magnoliopsida; Rosales; Rosaceae
Product: receptor-like protein EIX2
Exons: 1
Coding region: 1-1017 (338 amino acids)
Molecular function (GO): protein binding
Source: RefSeq, a predicted model, not a curated record